AUGAACAUUAAUAAUCAACAUCAGCAGCAACAAAAUUCUUGUAAUAUGCAACCGAUGACUAUUAGUCAAUCCAUUCAAUCCAUUCAAGGUCAUCAAGGUCAUCAAGCGUCUCAAAUUUCUUCAUCUAUCAACCUUCCUCAACUUCAAAAUAAUGUUGUUAUGGCUAAAUACUUAUUCUAUUAUCAGCCAUACAAUGAUUUUCAAGUUUACAAUAUUACUUGUAAAGAAAUUUCAUUUGAUAUGAUUUGUUGUCACAACUGUUUAAAUCAAAAUAAUGUUCAACCAAAUAAUACGCACGUAUUUUAUUUUCAACAUCCAGUCGACAAAAAGAUUUAUAAGAUUGAUUGCGAAAUAGUUAGAUACAAUUAUAUUGUUUGGAUGCUGAACAAAAUUGAUUAUAAUGUUGAAUUAAACUUUAAUGGACAACAGCAAGAAACUUUUUCAAAACAACAUAAAGAAAAUUUGGAAUUUCAUUUAAAACAUUAUUUAACUAAUUAUUUGGCACCUAUUAAUACCUUUCAACAGCAACCUUUAGAUAAUUCUCAAGGUUAUAUUAAUAUCAACAUUUAA
Molecule: messenger RNA, 570 nt
Organism: Rhizophagus irregularis DAOM 181602=DAOM 197198
Lineage: Eukaryota; Fungi; Glomeromycota; Glomeromycetes; Glomerales; Glomeraceae
Source: RefSeq, a predicted model, not a curated record